GGAAAUUUCCUGCCGAUCGGCUGCUGGAAAACAAAAGGAUUUUGCGAAGCAGAAACCAGCGGGCGCGGAUUUAAUGUCCCCCCCCUCCAUUUUUUCUAAACGAAACUACCUCAAUUUAAGGCAAAAUUCUGCUGAUAUCUUUGCGGUGUUGCGUAUUUCGUUUUUUAACAAAUGCGGGGACAGACGCCAUCAGGAUUAUUCCUUUUUUUUUACGAAGGGGAAAACCUAAUUUUUCGUGAUUUCGUUGGCGGGGUGAGCCGGCCUCACCUUCCUGUGGCUGGGCGGCGGGGAGCGGGCUCGCUCCUCCGCCGGCCCGGUGCCGGCUCUCGCGGUUCCUCGGCCGGUAACCGGCCCCUUGAGGAAUUUAAUUUGCCCCUUUAGGAAUUAAAUUUUCCAGCCGGACGUGGGAGAAACGCCGCCGCCGCCGUCGCCGCUUCGUGCGAGCCCAUCGGGAGAAAAACAACCCCGUGUCCGGCCCCGUCUGUGAUUUCCUCCCGGGAAGACCGGGCUUGCAAUGUGUCCAAAAAACCGCCCAAUUCGCCCCAAAUAUAGGGCGCUUUUUUCACGCCUUUUUUUUUUUUUUUUCUCUGUUUAUUUUUGUUUUUCCACGCCAGGCCAUGGCCGUCGCUCGUUGUGGCCCCGUGUGCGAGGCGGCGGCUCCCGGCGGCGGCGGGGGGGGGACCCGGGGGUGGCCGCUGUCCCCUCUCACAGGGCCUCCCCGGGGUGCUGUCCCCUCCUUCCCUCUCCCCUGCACCUUUCUCCCUCCGCUGAUCUCUGGCAAUCCGGACCCACGAGAUCCACCCUCUCCUUUCUUUUUUUUUUUCUCCCCCCCUUCUCUUCCUCCCAGGAUUUAGCAGUUUUAUCCCGAUGCGGGUGUCCUUCCUCUCUGUAAAGUCGUAAGUACCUUGAGGUGGGAGGAGUAAAUUCAGCCUGACACUGAGAGCGCUUUUGUUGAAACAGGAGAGACUUGCGGUGUCCCUACUUAAAUAUGACACAUGACGAUGGACAGGCCGCCCGCGCCGCCGCCCCCCAGUGACCCCCGCGAUGCCCGCCCCGCCCGGCGGCACGACUCGGAAGCGGAGACCACGAGCGAGCCCGAGAGCAGCCGCGGGGGCAUGGAGGCGCCGGCAGACCCCCAGCUGCUGCUCAACGGGGCGGCCAAGGAGGCGGGCCGGCCCUCCCCCGGGCCCCCCGCCGCCCCUGUGCCCGUCAUCGAGCUGGUGCGCAGGGGGGGCUCCCUUGACAUAAAAAGCCGUGAGGCGGCGGGGGAGGCGAUGCAGAGAGCGCCGGGAGCCGAGCCGUGCCGCGCCGCCGAGGCCGCCUGCGAGGCCCGCAUGGUGCAGCUGAGCCCCCCCGCGCUCCCGCUGCAGCCCCCCGGCAGGGCCAUGCUCUACAACCUGGGCCAGCCGCUGGCCACCAUCAACAGCGGGUUUUUCGGCGAACCGGACUCCUUCUCCAUGUACGGCAGCAACCGGGUGAAGCGGAGACCCUCUCCGUACGAGAUGGAGAUCACCGACGGCCCUCACACGAAGGUGGUUCGUCGCAUCUUCACCAACAGCCGGGAGAGAUGGAGGCAGCAGAACGUCAACGGGGCCUUCGCAGAGCUGCGCAAGCUCAUCCCCACCCACCCGCCCGACAAAAAGCUCAGCAAGAACGAGAUCCUGCGCCUGGCUAUGAAAUACAUCAACUUCCUGGCCAAGCUGCUCAACGACCAGGAGGAAGAAGGAAACCAAAGGGGCAAGGUGAACAAAGACUCGGGGAUAGUCCAGGAAGACCUCCUGCAGGACAUGUUGUCUCCCAACUCCAGCUGUGGCAGCUCUCUGGACGGGGCGGCGAGCCCGGACAGCUUCACGGAAGAGCACGAGGCGCUGGACUCGAAGCACACGGGCAGCCUGCACCACGCCAUCCUCCCCGUAGAAGGCAGCGCGCAGCGGUGAUGACCCCCACGCUGCUCCCCAAGAGCCACGGGGGAGAGGCCAGGCCUGUGCAGCUGCUGGAACUUGUGCCUGUGGGGUUUUGCGACUCUGCCUUUCCCUGGGAGCUCGCUCUGCCCAGCCUGGUGCACUCACCAGACCAACCCAGAUGAACGUUCGGGGUUUAGGUACGCGACCGUACGGAGGAGAAAAGCGUCGAGGUCAUCUUCGUUGUACAGAACUGCUCGGGAUGGGACUCUGAGGAGGGGAAGGAGACGUGGCUGUGCCUCUCCAGCAUUUAGAGGGUUCCCAGACCGCUUGGUGACCGUCUCUUUUCAAACAGCCAUCUGGGUGAGACAUGGAGCUCCUCUUCCUCUGCCCGCGGAGGCCGCCGGCGCUUUCCAGCUCCACGUGGUGCUGGAAACUGCUGCAUCACGCCAGUGCUGCAGACUCCUCCAGCCUGAGCACAUCCAGCUGGUCUGAGCAGGAGCUUGGCCACAUAUUCCUGUUGUCUGAGAGCUUUUGACUGUAUCUUUUUAAAGAGGUGAAAAAAUACCCUCAGCAAAAGAACUAUUAAAAGGAUUUAGACUAUUUCUUUUUCUCUCCUAUUUUCUUUCUUUCUUUUUUUUUUUUCCCUUCCCUUUCUUCCUUUGUCUUCUAUCUGAUUUUGGAUUGUUUGGGCUUGUUGUAUUUAUGAUGUGGGAUUACUUCCGUUUAACACUGUCAUGCAGUAUCCACUGAAUGAAAAGGUACAUAGGUAUUUUCUGCCACCCUCCCAGUCCCUGAUCCUUCCGCUGGUAACACUCAGCAGGUGAAUUUCAAGCCUGUUGUGGUCUCCUAGGUUUUUUCCAGUGCUUUCUGUGGGGCCAGAGCUUCUCUCGUGAAAGAUAAAUUUCAGAGUUGGUAAAGGAAGAAAAUAUUUGCUAGUGAAGUAUCUCUUUGGACUGGGGGAUUUUUAAAUUCAAAAAAGGAAAAAAAAGAGCAAAAUGAGUCAAUGUAUCAACAGUGUGCGUGUACAUAAGGUUAUAAAAAGGUUUUUUGAUGGUAUGCUUUGAAUUUUUUGGUUUUAUUUUGUGAAAUGGUGGUUCAGCUGUGCCAAUGCCCGCAGUGUGGACAAUAGUGCUGGAUUUAUUCUGGUCUUAGGAAGGUCCUCACCUGUCACAGCUGCUGGGAGUCUACAGCCUCUCUGAAUCGUGGGGGAAGCAGUAAAACAGUGGUGGGAUUAGCCUGCACUCCCGAGUGCUCAAAUUGCUGCAAAGCUGAUUUCUGUGACUGAGCUGAUCCCCUGACCCUGCUGCCCCCCAGGAGGAUGUUUGGGAAGCAGGAGAGCAGGGGAGCAGGAGGCUGCUGCUGCUGCAGUGGGAGCUGAGAGCCACACUGUGCCACCACUGCUGCAUCGGGCCCACCUCUCACCAGCCCAUCUCCUGAGCCUGAUGGAGGAAUUGCCCCAAACCCAUCCUGAACCUCUGCACACACGUCAGGGCACAGAAAUCUCCACCAUGAUACAGCAGAAAAAAACCCCAAACCCACACACAAACCCCCUUUGGAAGGGAAUAAAUCUCUCUGAGUGGGGACACCUUCCACCACGCUCGUGCCUUCCCAAGGAUGCUGAGGUACAAGGGAACACAGGGAAUUUGAGUGGGUGUCUGCAAGCCCAUCCAGGCUUAAUUCAGAGCCCUGUCAUUUCCAUCCCUGCUUGGUUUUGAUGCCUCUUUGUAAAUAAUAGGUAAGAGUCUGGCAUGUGGCUUGGCGUGUUAGGCAGAAUUAGUUGCCUGGGAAGGGAUCCUGGUCCAUGCAAGGAUUUCCAGCAUAGCCCCCAAAUUUUUGGAAAGCAUCAAUCUCCCCCAUCUUAAACUGUGGAAAAGGAGGAAAAUUCUUGGGUCUGGGUUGCCUGUGCAGGGGUUUUUACUAGAGGAGGGGCCCAGGGAAGGUGCUGGGGGUGAGGAGGCAAUGCUGAGGGAGAGGUUUGGACUGGUACUGGUGCCAGGGCUAGGAGAAACAAGCAGGGGGGCUGCCGGGGACCCUCGGGGUGGGGAGGGGAGUAGGGGGGUGCUGUCACACAGGUAAAGCUGUUCCUGGUUCCCAAAUAACCCUGGGUGAGGUAUGUGGGGGUUUUACACCCUUGUCAUUAACCUGACGCAAGAAAACAAAAUAAUUCGCUGAUACCCAGAAAUCCCUCAUUCCACACAAACCCAUUACUUCCUGUCUGUGCUUUUUGGGGAGCUGCACAGUUGGGGAAAUGGUACAACCUUGUCAGCACCCCCAAACAGCCCCAGACACCAUGCAGGGAGUGCUGCAGGUCCCCCGGGGCAUGUACAGUUGUACUUUAGUUGUGAUUUGAAUGGUACAUUUCCUCUGCCCACCUCUCCUCCUGCCUGCUUCACCUCUCGCUGCGUGGCCCAUCACCCCCAUUCCUGUCGGCAGCAGCGCCCUGGGGCAAUGUCGUACCGUGUGAGUGAAUUCCUGCCUUACGGAUUUUGGUUUUUUCAGCCCCACCCCUUUCUCUGCCACCCUCCCUUUGGAUUUCUGCAUUUUUUCUGCAGAAAUGAAGUAACCAGACCUGGUACCCCGAGUCUCAACCCACUGUGGACGUGCUAUUUAGAAAACACAUUUGUUGUAAUGUGUGUGUAUAUAUAAAUAUAUAUAUAUAAUGAAUAUAUCAAGAAUAUUUCUAAAUAAAGUUUUAC
Messenger RNA from Camarhynchus parvulus, 4600 nucleotides. It is a transcript of the gene TAL1, whose product is annotated as TAL bHLH transcription factor 1, erythroid differentiation factor. The transcript has 4 exons. Lineage: Eukaryota; Metazoa; Chordata; Aves; Passeriformes; Thraupidae. Bases 996 to 1937 code for a protein of 313 amino acids. Gene Ontology annotation, molecular function: RNA polymerase II cis-regulatory region sequence-specific DNA binding; protein dimerization activity; DNA-binding transcription factor activity, RNA polymerase II-specific. The record is from RefSeq and is a predicted model, not a curated record. Gene Ontology annotation, biological process: regulation of transcription by RNA polymerase II.